AUGCGAUCUCUCUUUCUGCUCAGCCUGGUGUCGCUACUCCUGUACACCAAUGCCUUAGCGACCGAUAUUCUCUACUGGCCCCUGGGCUCAGAGCCCUCUCUCCUCGCCCGCGUCUCCUACGACCCGACCUCGUUGAAAACCGACGUUGCCUUCCACCCCCCGAACCCGACAGCGGACCUGGUUCGGAUUGGCCUCUACACCAACAAGCAAUGGGUUGGCAGUCUUGUCGCUGCCUCCUCAUUGACCGACAAUCCAACCUUCCGCCUCCACCUCGAUGCCGCGAACGAGGUCUACCACGUUUCCCUCUCCUCCGACGAGUUCGCAACGACCCAGGUCGACCUGGUGUUCGAUGAACCUGGCACACGGCCUCAUUUGAACCGACCAAUUGUGGUUGGGCCGGAUGGUGCCACCCCAGAGCCGGAAGAGAAGACCCUGCUGCAAAAGUAA
Messenger RNA from Penicillium olsonii, 447 nucleotides. Lineage: Eukaryota; Fungi; Ascomycota; Eurotiomycetes; Eurotiales; Aspergillaceae. The record is from the annotation of a GenBank genome assembly.